Molecule: messenger RNA, 412 nt
Organism: Penaeus vannamei (Pacific white shrimp)
Lineage: Eukaryota; Metazoa; Arthropoda; Malacostraca; Decapoda; Penaeidae
Source: RefSeq, a predicted model, not a curated record
CCGUGACCAACUCCAAGCUGUGGGUGCUGGACCGCCGCGUGUUCCAGCAGGUGAUGAUGCGCACGGGCCUCAAGCGCAUGGAGGACAACAUCAACUUCCUGACGUCGGUGCCUCUCCUGCAGAACCUCAACAAAGACCACCUGAGCAAAAUCGCCGAUCGCUUGGAAGUUGAUUUCUAUGCUCCCGGAACCUACAUUAUCCGACAAGGAACUAGUGGAGAUUCCUUCUACAUCCUGCGCUCAGGGAAGGUCCGGGUUACGCAGCGGAUACCAGGCAAGGGCGAGGAGGAGGAGAUCCGCGUCCUGGAGAAGGGCAGCUACUUCGGCGAGCAGGCGCUGCUGCGGGAGGAGUGCCGCACCGCCAACGUGAUCGCCAUGGCGCCCGGCGUCGAGUGCCUCACGCUGGAUCGAGA